This is a messenger RNA of Xenopus laevis (African clawed frog), 1700 nucleotides long. RefSeq names its product potassium channel subfamily M regulatory beta subunit 3 S homeolog (gene kcnmb3.S). The record is from RefSeq and is a predicted model, not a curated record. Gene Ontology annotation, molecular function: calcium-activated potassium channel activity; potassium channel regulator activity. The transcript has 4 exons. Gene Ontology annotation, cellular component: membrane; voltage-gated potassium channel complex. Gene Ontology annotation, biological process: potassium ion transmembrane transport; detection of calcium ion; potassium ion transport. NCBI's taxonomy places the organism in Eukaryota, Metazoa, Chordata, Amphibia, Anura, Pipidae. The coding region runs from base 419 to 1333 and encodes 304 amino acids.
UUUAAUGUGCUUUUGUUGGUGCAGACUCUAAAUCCAUGUCGAAGGCAGCUGGAAAAAAAGUCAACACCUUCCCUUUAGGUCUUCUGCGAGCUCUUGAGACACAACAACAUCCAACUGGAGUAAAGGUUUCUAUAGAAACAUGUCACUUGCUGAAACCAAAACACACAGGAGAUAAAAUAUUCUUCUAAUCACAGGCAUUAGUUAGAGGCCUGUUAUCUUUAUAGGUGGAAAAGUCACUCCUGGCUAUGCAAGCAACUUUAUUCUCUUUAUUAGAAUCUGGGAGAGUGUUCUUGUACAAGAUAAGUAUAAUUAUGCGUAAUCUGUAAAUUGGAGAAGCUGAGGGAAUUAUGCAGUGUUGAUGGUUGGGGAUUGGUCUUAACAGCGGGAGAUUUCUCUCUGCCUGUGUAUUCCACCCGUGAUGGCUCUGCUUAAAGAGGCAAUGUGGAUGCAGCCAGUAGCACACAGACAGUCGUUCAGUGUUCCCAUCCAGAUCGCACUGCAAGGCAGCCGCAGACGCUACAUGAGGGAAGCCUUCUCGGCAGUACCUGCCAGGGUGAAAAGAAAAGAAAGCAGCAGCGAUGGGGUGAAGUCAUCUGAAAAAAUGAAAAAACAGGCCUCCAAUGCAGGGGAAGAUAGAGCAAUGCUGCUGGGCUUCACUAUGAUGGGGCUUUCAGUGCUCAUGUUUUUCUUACUGGGCAUCACAAUUCUAAAGCCAUUCAUGCUCAGCGUCUGGAACGAAGAAUCGAACUGCACAAUUGUCCAGGCUGAUAUAAUGGAAGACUGGGUUGACUGUUCGUUUACAUGUGGCGCAGAUUGCCAUGGCCAAUCAAAGUAUCCCUGCCUCCAGGUAUUGGUGAAUGUGUCUCAGUCUGGCCAGACGGCGGUCCUACAUUACAAUGAAGAAGCAGUACAAAUAAACCCGAAAUGCUUCUAUAUUCCAAGGUGCCAAAGAGAUAAAGAAGAUUUACUGGAUGGCGUCAUGAACAUAAAAGAAUAUUUUGAUCACAAGAACGACACACCCUUUUUAUGUUUUCAUCGCCCAGAAAGCAAACCAGAGGAUGUCAUCUUGAUUAAAAAAUAUGACCGUUCAGUGGUCUUUCACUGCCUGUUCUGGCCUUCACUGAUGCUUCUUGGAGGAGCUUUGAUAGUAGGAAUGGUGAAACUAACACAGCAUCUCUCUCUGUUGUGCAGCGCGUACUGUAGUGCCUCUAAAGAUGAGCUUGGCAACGUUGCAUCAAGGCCUGACUCGCAGCAGAGCAAGACCAAGAAGGAAGACAAGUGUUUAAGGUGGAGAUUAAACUCCCAAAGCAUGAGCAAUGAACCUUUUAACUGAAUAAUAUGAAAAAGAAGACUUUUUACGGUAUUAGUGAAGAAAACCCCACUUUUUUUAUUCCGGAUGUCCCAGGCACCUCAGGUGAAAGUUUUUGUGUCAGGGACAGGUGAGGUAUCUGCACUGCUGCAUGGUUGGAGCUCUCACCGUCCUCCACAUAAUACUGGCUACCAGCGGAGGGAGUUUAGCAAAAUCUGGAGGUCUUCAAGUUGACUUUCCCUGAUGUACUGUAGUUAUGUGACAGUAGUUUACAGCAGGAAUGAUACAAACAUAGAAGGCUGUGGCAGUGGUUAAGUACUUUUUUGUAGCUAUAAGAUUAUUUUUAGAUAAAGGAUGUAAAGUUUUUUCGGCUGUUUACAAUAAAUAAUUA